Aphanomyces invadans is the source of this 243-nucleotide messenger RNA. RefSeq lists its product as hypothetical. Lineage: Eukaryota; Oomycota; Saprolegniomycetes; Saprolegniales; Verrucalvaceae. Bases 1 to 243 code for a protein of 80 amino acids. Gene Ontology annotation, biological process: mRNA splicing, via spliceosome. Gene Ontology annotation, cellular component: catalytic step 2 spliceosome. Gene Ontology annotation, molecular function: protein binding. The record is from RefSeq and is a predicted model, not a curated record. The transcript is spliced from 2 exons.
AUGAAGUUUCAAUGCGCACGAGUCCUGCGCGGCCAUGACGGCCCAGUGUUUGCCGUGCGAUUCAACGAGAAGGGAACGUACUGCAUGAGCUGUGGGAGCGAUCGCACCGUUCGGUUGUGGAAUCCACAUCGGGAAGGCACCGAAGGUACAGGGUCAGCUCUGUUGAUCAAGACGUAUCGUGGGCUACAUGGCUACGAAGUUCGCGAUGUCGCCAUGUACGCACAUGUCCAUGCCUACGUUUAG